Molecule: messenger RNA, 748 nt
Organism: Saccoglossus kowalevskii
Lineage: Eukaryota; Metazoa; Hemichordata; Enteropneusta; Harrimaniidae
Product: guanylate-binding protein 2-like
Molecular function (GO): GTP binding; GTPase activity
Source: RefSeq, a predicted model, not a curated record
CUACCCCAAUUGACACCGGACAGAUAUAACUCUUUUCAGCAAGUUGAAGAGGCUAUUGCAGUCAUUGCUGAAUUAUAUGAAACAAAUGCUAGGGGUCCAAUGGCGACGCAGAUAAAGAAGGAGUUAUUUGAGGCCUGUGAAGAGUUUUAUUUUGAUAACAUUAGGUGGUUAAGACAAUUGCCAGGUUUUAAAACACCGGAAAUGACCCAGAAUAGAAAACGGCAGUAUGAGGCAUUUCAGAUUGCAUUAGUUGAAAAGGAACGUGCACUAGAAACAGAAAAAAUAAUAUUACAGAAGCAAGAAGAAAUAGAGAAAGCUAGACAGUUGUACGAGUCUGCAAAAGACAGGGAGAUUGGACAUUUACACAACGAACUGAGAAAUAUGAAAACCGACCUUGAUGAGCAGGCCGAAAACUUUAAAAAGGCUAAAGAGGAAAACGAAAGACAGGAAAUCGCACUUCGUGAAAGAGAACUAAGACGAGAAGAAGAAGCCCUGCGUAGAACAGAGGAAGAAAGCAGUAACAAGUUGGAUGCAAUAUUAAAGAAUCAAAGUUCGUAAAUGUUACUUCCUAUUUAUCAUAUUUAGUGUUUUAAGAAAAACGUAUAUCAUACGUAUUUUGUAUUUUAUCUUUCAGUUGACUUGCAAAAUGAGGUGUUGCAGUUGAAACGAGAUAAUGCGAGGAUGGAAGAACAACACAUGAAAAAAAUAGAAAGUCUUUCAGUCAGUCGUGCUGAGAAAGAAGAAAUGG